This is a messenger RNA of Esox lucius (northern pike), 1912 nucleotides long. RefSeq names its product reticulon-4-interacting protein 1 homolog, mitochondrial. The record is from RefSeq and is a predicted model, not a curated record. The coding region runs from base 365 to 1660 and encodes 431 amino acids. The transcript has 9 exons. Gene Ontology annotation, molecular function: zinc ion binding; oxidoreductase activity. NCBI's taxonomy places the organism in Eukaryota, Metazoa, Chordata, Actinopteri, Esociformes, Esocidae. Gene Ontology annotation, cellular component: mitochondrion.
CGAAGAGGUCGAAGGUAACUAGUACAUUAUUGUGUUAUGUAGCUGGGGCGAGGAUAGUAACGCAUUUACUGCUAGUUAUUAAAUUCAGUAAUUUUAGGGAGAUUCGCUCCUGCAUAUUGUCGGGUACCUUUAUCGUUAUCUUAUGUUAAGUUAGUGAAGCUAUAAAGUUGAGCUAUAUGUGCAUGCAUAUAGUUGUUGAAGCAAGUGCUGUCAGCUUGACACUCGUUAUUGUUGUGUACAGUUCUGUAUAGAAACAUGUAGACAUCCUUAAGUCACCGUAUCAUUUUAGAAAAUUGUAUAAUAGAGCCUAGUUUUCAACACGGUUUACUAAAUUGACACAACAGGUAGAUAAUAACUAGACGCCAUGAGCUCUUUCAAAGUCAUUGCCUGCGGCAGACAGCUAUUUUUACCUCAUGCAAGAGGACGUGCUUUGUCUAGUUCUGGACACACCAUACUUAUGGGACGCCUCAAAGGAAGUCUCAGCGCCUUUUCGAGACUGCAGUCCAACAUGUCAGCUUGGGUGAUUGACGAGUAUGGCAACAAUGGCGUGCUGAGGUUUACUGAAGAGGCCACCGCUCCCAGUAUCAGUUCUGGAGAUGAUGUUUUAAUCCGUGUCCACGCCGCAAGCCUCAACCCCAUAGACAUAGCCAUGAGGGCUGGGUAUGGGUCAAUACUUCUGAAACUGAGACGGGACCUGAUGUCUUUGGGUCAAAACGCCAGUGAAUUUCCCAUCAUAUUAGGUCGUGAUGUCUCAGGUGUAGUGGUGGAUUGUGGAUCUGGAGUGACCCAUUUCACACCAGGAGAUGAGGUGUGGGCGGCCGUCCCUCCGUGGAAGCAGGGCAGCCUUGCAGAGUUGGUGUCUCUGUCUGAGUACGAGGUCUCUCACAAACCCAGCUCUCUGAGUCACACGGAGGCGGCGUCUGUUCCAUACGUGGCCUCUACGGCCCUGUCUGCUCUGGUCAAUGCCGGCGGCCUGGGCAGAGACAACUGUGCUGACAAACGAGUUCUGAUCAUUGGGGCCUCAGGUGGUGUUGGAACAUUUUCCAUCCAGCUGUUGAAGGCCUGGGGUGCCCACGUGACAGUGACCUGUUCCCACAAUGCCGAGGGGCUGGUCAGGGGUGUGGGGGCGGAUGACGUAGUGGACUACACAGCAGGAGAUGUGGCGGCGGAGCUGGGACGGUUGGAAAAGUUCGACGUGGUCCUGGACAAUGUGGGGGGGGGCUCUGAGCAUUGGGCCCCGGACCUCCUGAAGGCCUGGUCAGGGGCCAAAUACGUGACCCUGGUGACCCCACUGCUGGCCAAUACGGACUCCAUGGGCCUGCUGGAGGGAGGGGUGCGUUCAGGACUUGCCCUGAGCCAGGUUGCUGUUAAGAACAUGUGUAAUGGAGUGUUCUACCGCUGGGGUUUCUAUGCUCCAGAUGGCCCCGUGUUGGAUGACGUCAGCAGACUGGUGGACACAGGGAAGAUCCUUCCAGUGGUGGAGGCCACGUUCCCUUUCGCCCAGGUUCCACUGGCCUUUCAGAAACUGGAGGGGGGUCACGCUAGGGGAAAGACUGUUAUCAGCGUGAACCAGGAGGCGCAGGAGGGGAUGGCAGGGACAGAGGGGGUGGAGGAGAACACAUCAGAGGCCGGGGGAGACGGUGCCAAAGAGCUGAACUGAUGUGGACGUCGUGCCCCUUAGGGCUUGAAUGUCUGUUUAUGACAUGUAGGAUCAAGGUUUCUCAGUCCCGCUUUGCUACGUUUUGUGCCUAAUGAACAGCAUCAUGGGAGAAUGCUGAACUUUGCACAGCAGCGCCUGGGAUUGACACUGGUCUUUUUCACAUAUUUUAAGGUCUGUAAGGGCAGGGGAAACUGAUUCUAGAUCUAUACCUAGGAGAAACUUUAAGGACUAGAGUAAAAUAUUUUAUUUUAA